CGACCUGGCUGGACGGCCACAGCCUCUCGGCACUGCUGUCGCGCUAGAUUAGAGACCUAUCUUCUGCUGAAAGCCAGCACCUGGCACGGUCCACUCGCAAGUCCGAAUGUCCAAGGGUGCUCGUCUCCGCUCUCCACGACCGGAGCAGCCGGUCCAGAAGACCGUGAUGACGCCUCAUACGAAAGAAGCCAGCUACUCAUCGCUCACCAGAUCCCACCCCAGAUCUUUCGCCUCGGGCGAUGGGAGUGAAAGAUCUGACACGGCAGACCACAGUGGCGACUCUUCGGACAGAAGCCUGAAACACAAAGCCGUGCGCAACUCACCACUCCCACGCAGGAGAGCUUGCCGGCCCAAGGUCCGGACGGGUUGCGUCACAUGUAAAUCCCGUCAUGUCAAGUGCGACGAAGGAAAGCCGACGUGCGAGCAGUGUGCUCGACUAAGUCUCAAGUGUGGGGGCUACCCUCCGCCAAAGGUGAAAAAGGCGAUAUCUCGAGCCGAGAGGUUACUUUUGCCGCGUCCAAAAGAAGCCAGCCUCGCGCCCGCUCGGACCAGAUCACCAUUGGCUGUCGCCAUACGACCAGCAGUGGAACCAGCUCCUGCUCCGAUGCCGUCAAGCGCAAACAUUUUCGAUAGCGACAACGACACUUGGUAUUUUGCCUUGUUCCGGGACCAGGUCAUCCCUGAGCUCUCCCCCUACCACGGGACUCGCUUCUGGCACCAGAUUCUCCACCGCGACAGCACCAUACAUCAGUGCAUCCGCCACUGCAUCCUUAGCAUAGGAGCAUACGCGCGCGCCAUCCUAGAGCUACGACAGGAAAAGCCCUGGGAGAAACAUGCCUCGCACCCUUGGCGGUCUCCGUCACCCUACUGUCCGCAUUUUCGGGCUUCACUCGAGCACAACACCAAGGCCUUGCACAGUCUCAGGUCCCAUCUCCGGCUUCAUGGUGCUGACAAUCGCCUCACGAUGGCAGCAACAUUGCUCUUCAUUGUCUUUCAGAACAUGCAGGGAAAUUUCCACCGGUCCGGUGACCUCAUAAGAACAGGGAUCAAGAUUAUGAAGAACAUGCGUUCAGGACCAAAGUCAUCGCGGAAGGGUCUAGGACGACACCACUGGAACCUUGCAAGGCACAAUGCAGGUGAUGACGAGAGCGAGAUGGCAACCAUGUUCGCUCGUCACAGCAUCAGUUAUGUUUUUGUGCCAUUCCACCACGCCAAAUUCGCAUACCAUCUCUUAAUCACAGACGACUCGGACGAUGAUGAUGAUACUGACUCGGACGGUGGUGAUGGGGAGUCCAGCAAAGCUGGCGUACGCGGCGACCAGGACAUAUUUGACGACUUUGUUGCCCAAUGGCCACAAACCAUCUCGGAAGCUCAGACACGCUGGGACUACCUGUUGCCCGUCCUCGCCAGCUUCCAGAGCAAGACGGUAUGGCACAACCUCAACCCCAGCAUCGAGUCUGACCAUCUAGCGACACUUGAUGAGCAAGCUGGCCUUUUGAGCGAGCUACAUAGUUUCCAGUCUGCGCUCGACUCUCUGGCCACAGCAACGCUGAGCGCUAAUGGGUUCAUGCCGUCGGACGACGCCCGCAAAGUGGAACUGCUCCAGCUGCAGGUCAUGAUGGCGGUCGUGUUUGUCUCCUGUUGUACGGAUCCAACAGAGAUGUCUUAUGACGGCUUUCUUCAGGAAUUCGAAACAGUGCUGUCCAGAGUGGAGGAUCUGACACGCUCCGCACCACAAAACGAUAAACCAACAAAGAUUGGCUUCACAAACGAAGCCGGGGUGCUGCAACUCCUCGCCUUCAUCGGCGCCAAAUGCCGGGUACAAAGAGUUAGGCAUAGGGCAAUGGCGCUUUUGAAGGAGUAUGAGUGGCGAGAAGGCAACUGGGACGGCGUGAGCCUGGCUCUGGGUCUCGAGGGCAUCAUGCAACUGGAGGGGCAAUGGAGCUCAACUGUCGCCACGCGAGAGAGCGUUUCAAGCGCUCAUCUACUGUCAGUCCCACGUUCGGGGCCGUGUGGCACAAUGCGCGGACUCUCGAUAUCCCCAACGCCGGAAGUCUUGUCCACCACACCAAUGGUACCACCACCGCAGUCGAGAUACACUUGGACAAACAUGUUCUGGGAUUUUGACAAGCGCCAUCUCACUUUUGCCUAUUCUCGUGUGAUGCGAGACGAGCUGGGCGAGUUCCAAACUGCAGCGUGGAAAAUGGACGAAUCCCGCAUUAUCAACGAGUGGAGCUAUGCCUCGUCUUCUUGAGCCAAGCUAGCCGUUCUAGAGGUGACAUGAGUGCACAGCCAGUCCCUCACUAUUCUCCCCGACUUCAAAGCCACGAACGAGCCAACAUGAUGAAAAUAUGGUGCACGGCCAGUCUUGCAGAAAGGACAAGGUCUUUAGCACGAGCCGAGGACAGAGAAGAU
Molecule: messenger RNA, 2415 nt
Organism: Microdochium trichocladiopsis
Lineage: Eukaryota; Fungi; Ascomycota; Sordariomycetes; Xylariales; Microdochiaceae
Exons: 2
Coding region: 107-2254 (715 amino acids)
Biological process (GO): regulation of DNA-templated transcription
Molecular function (GO): DNA-binding transcription factor activity, RNA polymerase II-specific; zinc ion binding
Source: RefSeq, a predicted model, not a curated record